GAGAAAAUCUCAGAGCCCUAAGUGCACUCGGUGGAAACUGCAACAAGCUCCUCCAAAAACCCAGAAGUCUUCGUCGUCUCUGAGUCUUCUGAUACUAAUCGACGGAGGAUCUAUUCAUCGGAUAGAUCCGAACCCAUUUUCAAUCACCAAUGGGGACCCAUUUCAGAUCUGGGUUCUGGGUUUUGGUGGUUCUGGCUUGUGCAAGCCUGUGUUGGAAUGGUUCGGUUGUAGCUGAUAAUCGUCGACCCAAGAACGUGCAAGUGGCGGUUCGGGCCAAAUGGUCUGGCACCCCACUUCUUCUGGAAGCUGGUGAGUUACUAGCUAAAGAAAGGAAAGAUCUAUUUUGGCGGUUCAUUGAGGUCUGGCUUAGUGCUGAGAAGGAUGAUGCUGAUUCUUUUACAGCUAAAGAUUGUCUUAAAAAAAUUGUAAAAUAUGGACACUCUCUUUUAAGUGAAUCGCUGGCAUCAUUGUUUGAAUUUUCUCUUACUCUUAGAUCAGCAUCCCCAAGAUUGGUGCUUUAUCGGCAAUUAGCAGAGGAAUCUCUUUCGUCUUUUCCCCUGACAGAUGAGAGUAACCCUAACAACAUUGGUGGGGGAACUUCAGAGAUAAAUGAAAACAUGGAAACUAAAAAAUUAGAUCCUUUCCUUGUUGGUGUAAACCCGAAAAGCCCUGGUGGAAAAUGUUGUUGGGUGGAUACUGGUGGGUCACUGUUCUUUGAUGGGGCAGAAUUGCUUUUAUGGCUUCGCAGCCCUACUGAAUCGGGUUCAUUUCAGCCGCCUGAACUUUUUGAUUUUGAUCACAUCCAUUUUGGUUCAAGUGUUUCAAGCCCAGUUACGAUUUUGUAUGGAGCUCUGGGAACUGAUUGCUUCAGGGAAUUUCAUGUCAUCUUAGCAGAAGCUGCCAAAGAGGGAAAAGUUAAAUAUGUUGUUAGACCUGUAUUACCUUCUGGAUGUGAAACAAAGAUUGGCCAUUGUGGUGUUGUUGGUACAAAAGAUCCCUUAAACUUGGGUGGCUAUGGUGUUGAACUUGCUUUGAAGAAUAUGGAAUAUAAGGCUAUGGAUGACAGUAUGAUAAAGAAAGGUGUCACGUUAGAGGAUCCUCGGACUGAAGAUCUUAGCCAAGAAGUUAGAGGGUUCAUAUUCUCUAAAAUUCUGGAACGCAAACCUGAGCUGUCAUCUGAGAUAAUGGCUUUUAGGGAUUAUCUCUUGUCAUCAACAAUAUCAGAUACUCUUGAUGUUUGGGAGCUAAAGGAUUUAGGACAUCAAACUGCACAGAGGAUAGUUCAUGCCUCUGAUCCUCUGCAGUCAAUGCAAGAGAUCAACCAAAAUUUCCCUAGUGUAGUUUCUUCCUUAUCUCGCAUGAAGCUCAAUGAUUCAGUUAAAGAUGAAAUAAUUGCAAACCAGCGAAUGAUCCCACCUGGAAAAUCAUUAAUGGCUCUGAAUGGUGCUAUAAUCAAUAUUGACGAUAUUGACCUUUAUCUGCUAAUGGACAUGGUUCAUCUGGAGCUAUCAUUAGCUGAUCAAUUUUCAAAAUUGAAGAUUCCUCAAAGCACUGUUCAGAAGCUCCUAGCAACUCAACCUCCUCCUGAGUCAAAUAUGUUUCGUAUUGAUUUCCGCUCGACCCAUGUUCAUUAUCUCAAUGACUUGGAGGAGGAUGCCAGGUACAGGCGAUGGCGAAGCAAUAUAAAUGAGAUCUUGAUGCCAGUUUUCCCUGGCCAAUUACGUUACAUCCGCAAGAAUUUGUUCCAUGCAGUUUAUGUUCUUGAUCCUGCCUCAGUUUGUGGACUUGAGUCUGUUGAUAUGAUUAUAUCCAUGUAUGAAAACAAUCUCCCAAUGAGAUUUGGAGUAAUACUGUAUUCUACAACAUUCAUCAAGAUGGUUGAAAUGAGUGGUGGUGAACUCCAAGUUUCCAAAGUGGAGGAUGGUCAAGUUGAGGAGGAUAUAUCCAAUUUGAUUAUACGCCUGUUCAUUUAUAUUAAGGAGGACCAGGGGACUCAAAUGGCUUUCCAGUUUUUGAGUAAUGUAAACCGUUUAAGGACUGAAUCAGAAGAUUCUUCAGGUGCUCUUGAAGUUCACCAUGUGGAAGGAGCAUUUGUAGAAACACUAUUACCAAAGGCAAAAACUCCACCGCAGGAUAUUCUACUUAAACUGCAAAAGGAGCAAAAUUUCAAGGAACUGUCUCAAGAAAGCUCCAUUUUUGUUCUUAAGCUGGGUUUGUCCAAGCUGCAGUGUUGCCUCUUGAUGAAUGGCCUUGUUUUUGAUACUAAUGAGGAUGCUCUUAUAAAUGCUAUGAACGAUGAGCUCCCUAGAAUACAGGAGCAAGUUUACUAUGGGCAUAUAAGUUCACAUACCAAUGUGCUGGAAAAGUUCCUAUCAGAAAGCGGCAUUCAACGCUACAACCCACAGAUUAUUGCAGAUACCAAGGUCAAACCCAGGUUUAUCUCUCUGGCUUCAUCAGUUCUUGGUGGGGAAUCUGUGCUCAAUGAUAUCAGCUACUUGCAUUCUCCUGACACAAUAGAUGAUUUGAAGCCUGUCACUCACCUUCUUGCUGUUGACAUCACGUCAAGGAAAGGGAUGAAAUUGCUUCGUGAAGGAAUACGUUACCUGAUUGGAGGGCCUAAGAGUUCACGCUUAGGAGUGCUAUUUAGUGUCAAUCCAGGUCCUGAUUCACCUAGCCUCCUUUUCGUGAAGGUUUUUGAAAUCACUGCAUCCUCAUAUAGUCAUAAGAAAAAGGUGCUAAAUUUCCUGGAUCAACUGUGCUCAUUUUAUGCAAGUGAGUACAUGCUUGCUUCUUCCAUAGCGGUUGAAGGCACUCAAGCAUUUAUAGAUAAGGUCUGCGAGCUUGCUGAUGCGAAUGGGAUACCAUCUAAGGGCUAUAAAUCCAUUCUCUCUGAAUUUUCAGUUGAUGAAUUCAGAGGUCAUCUGAACAAGGUGGCACAAUUUUUAUACAGGCAACUUGGACUCGAAUCUGGUUCUAAUGCUGUCAUUACUAAUGGAAGAGUUAUGGUUGCUGUUGAUGAGGGCACAAUUUUGAGCCAUGAUCUGCUUCUUUUAGAAUCUGUGGAGUUUAAGCAGAGAAUAAAGUUCAUUUUGGAAAUUAUUGAAGAAGUGAAGUGGCAAGACAUGGAUCCUGACAUGCUAACAAGCAAAUUCAUUAGUGAUGUUAUUAUGUUUGUUUCAUCUGCAAUGGCCACACGAGAUCGAAGUUCUGAAAGUGCUCGUUUUGAGAUUUUGAAUGCAAAAUACAGUGCGGUUCUGUUGAAUAAUGGAAAUUCUAGCAUUCACAUUGAUGCUGUAGUUGAUCCUUUAAGCCCAUCGGGGCAGAAGCUUGCUUCACUUCUUCGGGUUCUAUGGAAAUACAUUCAACCAAGCAUGAGGAUUAUACUUAAUCCAUUGAGUUCUCUGGUGGACAUCCCUUUGAAGAAUUACUACAGAUAUGUAGUUCCAACAAUGGAUGACUUCAGCAGUACAGAUUAUACAAUCAAUGGCCCUAAAGCAUUUUUUGCCAAUAUGCCAUUAUCCAAAACCCUCACUAUGACUGAUGUGCCUGAGCCAUGGCUUGUUGAGCCUGUUAUUGCUGUACAUGACCUGGAUAAUAUUUUGCUUGAGAACCUUGGAGACACAAGGACAUUACAAGCCGUGUUUGAACUUGAGGCUCUUCUUUUAACUGGUCAUUGUUCAGAAAAAGAUCAUGAUCCUCCUAGAGGCCUUCAGUUAAUUCUUGGGACUAAAAGUACACCUCACUUGGUUGAUACCCUUGUGAUGGCCAAUUUGGGUUAUUGGCAAAUGAAAGUCUUUCCUGGGGUUUGGUAUCUACAACUUGCUCCAGGUAGAAGUUCUGAGCUCUACCUUCUGAAGGAAGGUGGUGUUGGAAGUCAGGACUCGCCUUUGUCAAAACGUAUCACUAUAAACGACUUACGAGGUAAACUAGUUCAUUUGGAAGUAGUGAAGAAAAAGGGCAAAGAGCAUGAAAACUUGUUGAUUUCUUCUGAUGAUAACCACUUGCAAGAUGGAAAAAAAGGAAAUCAUGACAGCUGGAACUCCAACCUUUUGAAAUGGGCUUCUGGCUUUAUCAGUGGUGGGGAGCAGUUGAAAAAGAGUGAAAGCACUUCAGUGGGACAUGGAAAAGGUGGAAGACGUGGGAAAACGAUUAAUAUUUUUUCCAUUGCUUCUGGACACUUAUAUGAACGUUUUCUGAAAAUCAUGAUACUAAGUGUCCUGAAGAACAGCAAUCGCCGUAAAUUCUGGUUUAUAAAGAACUAUCUUUCUCCUCAAUUUAAGGAUGUAAUUCCACAUAUGGCACAGGAAUAUGGUUUUGAGUAUGAGUUGAUUACUUACAAAUGGCCAACAUGGUUGCAUAAGCAGAAAGAAAAGCAGCGAAUUAUCUGGGCAUAUAAAAUCCUGUUCCUUGAUGUUAUUUUCCCACUUUCUUUGGAAAAGGUUAUAUUUGUCGAUGCCGAUCAAAUUGUCAGGGCAGACAUGGGAGAACUCUAUGACAUGGAUAUAAAAGGAAGACCACUUGCAUAUACACCUUUCUGUGACAACAACAAAGAUAUGGAUGGAUAUCGAUUUUGGAGACAAGGUUUCUGGAAAGAUCAUUUGAGGGGGAAACCAUAUCACAUCAGUGCUUUAUAUGUUGUUGAUUUGGUGAAAUUCCGAGAAACUGCAGCGGGAGAUAAUCUAAGGGUUUUCUAUGAAACUCUCAGCAAGGAUCCGAACAGUCUAUCAAAUCUUGAUCAGGAUCUUCCAAACUUUGCUCAGCAUACGGUGCCCAUCUUUUCACUUCCCCAAGAGUGGUUAUGGUGUGAAUCAUGGUGCGGAAAUGCUACAAAAUCCAAGGCAAAAACCAUUGAUCUUUGCAACAAUCCCAUGACAAAGGAACCCAAGCUUCAGGGUGCUAGAAGAAUAGUCCCUGAGUGGCAAGAUCUUGACUUCGAGGCAAGACAAUUCACUGCUAAAGUCUCAGGGGAGGUGGACCCCCAAGAGCCAGUCACACCUCCUAAACAAUCACAGGAUCCAAUCACGGACAGUUCACCUGAAGAAGAUGAGCAGGAAUCUAAAUCAGAGUUGUGAUGAAUAUCCACCAUUUUCAGUUCAUUAGAACAUUUUGAUGGGAAACCCAAGGCAUUAUCCCAUAAUAUAAUUUAUCCCAAGAACAUCCUCCAUUUCAACCCUGAAACUGUAUGCUUCAUUAGGGAUUUGCCAGGCACUCCCAACUGUAAGGAAGAAGCAGGCAAUGCAGGAGAAGGAAUUCAUAGGUUGCAGCAGUGGGAAGACUAUCAACUGAGGAGGAGAUCUUGAAGGAUUCUAUAUUAUAUCAUUCUUGAUAUGAACUCUCUGUAACAACUGAUUAUUGAUAAAUAUUGUCUUUUGCCUUGGGGUUAAGAAUCCAUAGGGAGGUUUCAGUAACUGUGAAGAGGUAGGCUGAGAUAUUUUGGAGAUAUAAAAAUUUUGAACUGUUAAUUUAUCUGGAAAUUCUUGCAAAGAAGAAUGCAAGAAAUUUUUGUUAGAUAUUCCACAUUUGAUAGCAAUAAGUAGAAAGUUUUGUACUCAA
This is a messenger RNA of Vitis riparia (riverbank grape), 5553 nucleotides long. Its product is annotated as UDP-glucose:glycoprotein glucosyltransferase. Gene Ontology annotation, molecular function: UDP-glucose:glycoprotein glucosyltransferase activity. NCBI's taxonomy places the organism in Eukaryota, Viridiplantae, Streptophyta, Magnoliopsida, Vitales, Vitaceae. The record is from RefSeq and is a predicted model, not a curated record. Gene Ontology annotation, cellular component: endoplasmic reticulum.